Messenger RNA from Pezoporus flaviventris, 3155 nucleotides. It is a transcript of the gene LRRC8C, whose product is annotated as leucine rich repeat containing 8 VRAC subunit C. Gene Ontology annotation, molecular function: protein binding. The coding region runs from base 583 to 2991 and encodes 802 amino acids. The transcript is spliced from 3 exons. The record is from RefSeq and is a predicted model, not a curated record. Lineage: Eukaryota; Metazoa; Chordata; Aves; Psittaciformes; Psittacidae.
UUUACCAGAGAGAAUCCAGAGACUGUGUGUUUUACUGGCUGUCAUGAUGGAGCUGACAGCUAAUGUAGGCUGUGGCAACAGAGGAGGAAUUGUAGUGAGCUGAUAGGAAGAAGCAAGCAGUGAUACUGAAGUCCUAUAUACUUGUAGGAUACAGCCAGGUCUUGGGAACUCCUGUGUCUGGAGAAGCUGCUCUGCUGGCAUUACAUGAAGAGUUUAUUGCAGUCCUCCAUUGCUAGGACACAUAGGUGAUGGAGGGGAAAUUAGCAACCCACUCCAGGGCUGGACUGGCAUUUGAAAGGGUUUAAGCAUUAACUCAUUCUAGUGUGUUUAGUAAAUGAACUAUUACAUCUUAGUGUUGUUGCUUCCUUCUUUUCCCUCAUUUACAUGAAUAUCUGUUCUGUCUUUAUCUAACCUCUAGUGACUUAAAAUCUAGUUUUAUAACUUUGUGCAAGUGUCCUCUCUGCUAGGCAAGACCUGGAUAAAAGAUUUCCGGGCAGUAUGGAUACGCAAGCCAUAUGAAUUUAACACUUGGUGAGGUGGAGAAGAGAGGAUGAAAAGUGGUCAACCUGCAGAUAGAGGACGAUGAUUCCCGUGACCGAGUUUCGCCAGUUCUCAGAGCAACAGCCAGCAUUCAGGGUGCUGAAGCCUUGGUGGGAUGUAUUCACAGACUAUCUCUCCGUUGCCAUGCUCAUGAUCGGUGUGUUUGGGUGCACGCUACAGGUCAUGCAAGACAAGAUAAUAUGCCUUCCAAAGCGCAUCCAGCCUUGCCAGAACCAAUCUAAUAGUUCAAAUGUGUUUAACACAAUCCCGGAUACAACCCCUCUUCCUCCACCCAAGCCAUCCACCCCUCCAGCUACAGUUGAAAUGAAAGGACUGAAGACUGAUUUGGACCUUCAGCAAUACAGCUUUAUAAAUCAGGUGUGCUAUGAACGUGCCCUGCACUGGUAUGCCAAGUACUUCCCUUACCUUGUCCUUAUACACACACUGGUCUUCAUGCUGUGUAGUAACUUUUGGUUCAAAUUCCCUGGAUCGAGCUCCAAGAUUGAGCACUUCAUUUCAAUACUUGGGAAAUGUUUUGAUUCUCCCUGGACAACAAGAGCCUUAUCCGAAGUGUCAGGGGAAGACUCUGAAGAUAAAGAUAACAGGAAGAACAACGUAAACAAGUCUAAUACUAUCCAGCCAAGCACUGAAGGCACUUUGGUCAAGACACAGUCUUUAAAAUCAAUCCCUGAGAAGUUAGUUGUAGAUAAAGGAACACAUGGGGCAUUAGAUAAGAAAGAAGGGGAACAGGCCAAAGCACUGUUUGAAAAGGUGAAGAAGUUUCGCCUGCACGUGGAGGAGGGUGACAUACUCUAUGUCAUGUAUGUUCGCCAGACUGUACUUAAGGUAAUUAAAUUCCUCAUUAUCAUUGCUUACAACACAGCAUUAGUCUCGGAGGUGAAUUUUACAGUAGUCUGUAAUGUUGAUAUUGAAGACAUGACCGGAUAUAAGAACUUCUGCUGCAAUCACACGAUGGCACAUCUGUUCUCUAAGCUUUCUUACUGCUACCUGUGCUUUGUAAGCAUCUACGGCCUCACAUGCCUUUACACACUGUACUGGUUGUUCUACCGAUCACUGAAAGAGUAUUCUUUUGAAUAUGUUCGGCAAGAGACAGGAAUUGAUGAUAUCCCAGAUGUCAAGAAUGACUUUGCUUUUAUGCUUCAUAUGAUUGAUCAGUAUGAUCCUCUCUAUUCCAAGAGGUUUGCUGUCUUCCUGUCUGAGGUCAGUGAAAAUAAGCUGAAACAGCUGAACCUAAACAACGAGUGGACUGCAGAUAAGCUGCGGCAGAGGCUACAGACGAACUCCCAUAGCCAUUUGGAGCUACAGCUUUUCAUGCUCUCUGGACUGCCCGACACAGUCUUUGAGAUUACUGAGCUGCAGUCAUUGAAACUUGAAAUCAUCAAUAAUGUCAUGAUACCAGCAACCAUUGCACAAUUGGACAACCUCCAGGAGCUCUCGCUGCACCAGUGCUCUGUGAAGAUCCACAGUGCCGCCUUAGCUUUUCUGAAGGAGAAUCUCAAGAUCUUAAGUGUCAAGUUUGAUGACAUCAGAGAACUUCCACACUGGAUGUAUGGCCUCAGAAACUUGGAAGAGCUCUAUUUAAUUGGCUCCCUAAGCCACGACAUUUCCAAGAACAUUACACUGGAGUCUUUUCGGGAGCUUAAAAGCCUUAAAGUUCUUUACAUAAAAAGUAACUUAUCCAAAAUCCCACAGUCUGCAGUCGAUGUUUCAAGUCACCUGCAAAAACUAUGCAUCCAUAACGAUGGCACUAAGUUAGUGAUGCUCAACAACCUGAAGAAGAUGGUCAACCUGACACAGCUGGAAUUGGUUCAUUGUGAUUUAGAGCGCAUACCUCAUGCAGUCUUCAGCCUUCUCAGUCUUCAGGAAUUGGACCUAAAGGAAAACAACCUCAAAUCCAUUGAAGAAAUAGUAAGUUUCCAACACCUGCGAAAACUGACAAUCCUAAAGCUGUGGUACAACAGCAUAACGUACAUCCCAGAGCAUAUAAAGAAACUCACCAGUCUUGAGCGGCUUUCCUUCAGCCAUAACAAAAUAGAGGUUCUUCCGUCCCACCUAUUCCUAUGCAACAAAAUCAGAUACUUGGAUUUAUCUUACAAUGACAUUCGCUUUAUCCCACCUGAAAUAGGAGUUCUGCAAAGUUUACAGUACUUUUCCAUUACCUGCAACAAAGUGGAGAGCGUGCCAGAUGAACUGUACUUCUGCAAAAAACUGAAGACUCUGAAAAUUGGGAAAAAUAACUUGUCGGUCCUUUCUCCUAAAAUCGGGAAUUUGGUGUUCCUCUCCUACUUGGAUAUUAAAGGCAAUCACUUUGAAAUCCUUCCACCUGAACUCGGGGAAUGCAGAGCUCUGAAACGAACUGGUUUCACUGUAGAGGACACCUUGUUUGAGACGUUGCCUUCUGAUGUCAGGGAACAAAUGAAAGCUGAAUGACUAACUUCUGCUGCGUUACAUACCGAAAUAACGCUUCUACCAAAUAAUAUGCAUUUAGUUUGUCAUUAUUAUUUUUUCUUCUUUUUUCCAAACAAGUCCUUUCUGUACAAAUUUGGAGCAAGGAGUACAUAUAUUUUUAAAUAAAAUUUCCUUGUAUUUUUUCA